AAAAAAACCUGUUGAGAACUCAAUCUUAGCAGCUGGGCGCUGCAGGAACUGGGGCACACUGACUUGUGUAGGAGGAUGCCCUGCGAGUGUCCAUAAGUGAGUGUGUGGGAUAAGAAAGGGUAGGAGGGCACCAGCCCACCCUGGGACUCAGUUUCUCUAUUCGGAAAAAAAAAAAAUGCGUUGCACUUAUCAACCCCUUUCCGCUGUCGUAUUCUUUGGGACUGGAAUUAUAUUCUCCCAACUAUCGAGCAGUACCGGAGGAAGAACAUUCCUAUAUCAUCUCAUUUAAUCCUCAAGAUCUCUCUACCUAGUGAAGUUGUGAUCUACCUGAAGAUCCUGCAGAGCUUUGAGUCAGGCAUCUGACUCCAGACUUGUCUCUAAUCUUUCUAUAUACUUUCUCCUCAUCGCUGAGGCUAGUGUGGUUUUCGUUUGCUGGACCAUUAAGGUCGUGAUGUCUCGGGAGACGGAUGUGGAGUGUCAGCAGUCCCAUGGCAGUGGUGCUUGUUCGCAGUCCCAAGGCACUUUCUCACAGUCUCAAGGCAUCUCCUCGCAGACACACGGCUCCUCCUCACACUCUCAGGGCACAUCCAGCUCCACCAGCACAGCACCCACAUCUAGCCAGUCGUCUCACUCCAGCUCAGGGACCCUGAGCUCCUUAGACACAGUGUCCACCCAGGAACUCUGUUCUAUUCCUGAGGACCAGGAACCUGAAGAGCCUGUCCCUGCCCCUUGGGCUCGAUUAUGGGCCCUUCAGGAUGGAUUCCCCAAUCUUGAGUGUGUUAAUGACAACUACUGGUUUGGGAGAGAUAGAAGCUGUGAAUACUGCUUUGAUGAGCCAUUGCUGAAAAGAACAGAUAAAUACCGGACUUACAGCAAGAAGCACUUUCGGAUUUUCAGAGAAAUGGGUCCUAAAAACUCUUACAUCGCAUACAUAGAAGAUCACAGUGGGAAUGGAACCUUUGUAAAUAGAGAGCUGGUAGGGAAAGGAAGACGCCUUCCUUUGAAUAACAAUUCUGAAAUUGCACUUUCAGUAUGGAGUAAUAAAGUUUUUGUAUUUUUUGAUCUGACUGUAGAUGAUCAGUCAGUUUAUCCUAAGGAAUUAAGAGACGAAUACAUCAUGUCAAAAACUCUCGGAAGUGGUGCCUGUGGUGAGGUGAAGCUAGCUUUUGAGAGGAAAACAUGUAAGAAAGUAGCCAUAAAAAUCAUCAGCAAGAGGAAGUUCGCUAUUGGCUCUGAGAGAGAGGCAGAUCCAGCUCUCGAUGUUGAAACAGAAAUAGAAAUUUUGAAAAAGCUAAAUCAUCCUUGUAUCAUCAAGAUCAAAGACUUUUUUGAUGCCGAAGAUUAUUAUAUUGUUUUGGAAUUGAUGGAAGGAGGAGAGCUGUUUGACAGGGUGGUGGGGAAUAAGAGGCUGAAAGAAGCUACGUGCAAACUCUAUUUUUACCAGAUGCUCCUGGCUGUACAGUACCUUCAUGAAAAUGGCAUUAUACAUCGGGACUUAAAGCCAGAGAAUGUUCUACUCUCAUCUCAAAAAGAGGACUGUCUUAUAAAGAUUACUGAUUUUGGGCAGUCUAAGAUUUUGGGGGAGACCUCUCUCAUGAGAACCUUAUGUGGUACUCCCACCUACCUGGCUCCUGAGGUUCUUAAUUCCUUUGGGACUGCUGGAUAUAACCGAGCGGUGGAUUGCUGGAGUUUAGGAGUUAUUCUUUUUAUUUGCCUUAGUGGGUACCCACCUUUCUCUGAGCAUAAGACUCAAGUGCCCUUGAAGGAUCAGAUCACCAGUGGAAAAUUCAACUUCAUUCCUGAAGUCUGGGCAGAGGUCUCAGAAAAGGCCCUGGAUCUUGUCAAGAAGUUGUUGAUGGUGGAUCCAAAGGUGCGUUUUACGACGGAAGAAGCUUUAAGACACCCGUGGCUUCAGGAUGAGGACAUGAAGAGAAAAUUUCAGAAUUUACUUUCUGAAGAAAAGAAGUCGACAGCUCUACUCCAGGUUCCAGCCCAGCCUUCCACAAGUCGAAAGCGGCUUCUUGAAGGGGAAGCAGAGGAUGCUGACACCACAAAGCGUCUGGCUAUGUGUGCUGCUGUGUCGUGAACACUGUUUGAACAUGAAAGACCCCAACCUUCUUGAAUCCUGCUGCCAUUUUCUUUAAAUCUGUUUUUUGUAGUUUUAAUUUUAAUUAUGCAAACAGUGGUUUUUUCCCAAUCAUCAAUACAUAAUUCCAAACCUAGUGGAACCUGAACCUGUGCUUCUGCUUGAUAAGGAGAUCCUUACUUGCAUGGCUUUUUUGUGUAUUUGCAGUUUUGUGCUUUCUGUCUGGUGCUUUACGUUGGCUGGAACCUGGUGGGUAUCCCUGGUCUCAGCCUGGGCAAGCUGCAUACAAAUUUGAAAGGUCCUUUAGCAAGUUGCUGGGAAAGGUGCACAGCAAGGUUGGGGUGGAUUCUGUAGAGCCUGACUGAUUGCCAAAGUCCUCAUGAGAUAGGAGGUACUUUGGUACCGUAUCCCAGGAACCAGUUUUAAAUUCUCAUUCUCACCUACAUAAAGAUACAGGUCCAUCAUCACUGGAACUAUGGGACCAGAAAAGUUGUAAAAUUAGAAUAUUUCCUGAUUUUAGGAAGGAUAUGUGGCACAUUGACUUUAUUUUGUAACACCCAGCAGAGUCCUAUAACCAAACACUUAAAUAUGUUUGCAGCAAAUAUUCACAAUAAAACAGUUAGAAAAGACUAUUAGUGCCGCAUAUCAAUUCAGGUCAGUUUUUUUCUGUCAAAGGAGUUAGGGGAUGACUCUCAGAUUUCAAAGCUGUUUGGAUUUUAGAAAUAUAGAUAAGGCAUGUGGGCAUUUCAUGUUGAGCCAACAAUGACCAAGAAGGCCUUGUAUAAAGUCCUUCCCUUGGCUGGUCUUGUCCAGUCCUCACAGUGAUGUUAUGGUAUAAGUCCUCUGACUGCCCAAAUGUCGUAGGUGAGAAACCCAGGAUGAAAGAGCAAGGUGACUUGUCCAGUGUCACAGAGCAAAUGUCAGAGGUGGGACCCAACCCAGGUCUUUCUCACUCUAAUAUUCCUCAUCUUCUUGGACUCAAAUACAGUCAGACUCAGGAAUGUUGAAAUGGGCUCAACAUGAAAUGCCCACAUGCCUUAUCUGCAUUUCUAAAAUCCAAACAGCUUUGAAAUCUGAGAGUCAUCCCAUAACUCCUUUGACAAAAAACAACUGACCUGAAUUGACUCACACUGACAAAACUCACAAGAGACUGAUAUCUAAAUCCCAAAUGCCAGUGUGUUCAAUUACUACAAGAGGGUACAGCUCCAUGAUCUGUGGAAGUUGGGAUAACGUGGUGGCAAGGAACAAAAGCUCAUUCAUUCAUGAUAAAGGGGAUUUGUUUCAAGGUUAUAGAUGUCUGGACCUGGAAUCCAUGAGGAGCCCAUGCAUUUGUAAUGCUUGGCUCCUCUUGUCUCUUUGACGCACUGAUUUUGCUUCCCAUGUAUCUUUGACUUGUUGAUAGUAGGCCACAUUAUAGCUCACUGGUCAUAUCAUGAGUUGAAUGCCAAUGCCUUGGUUCUGAUGCCACUGAUGAGCCAACCAGGGCAUGGGGCACACAGCUGUUGCUGUGGGCAGUUAGUGGUGGUUGACAAUUUCCAUUAGAAGGGUGAGCAAGCAUUCUGAGGCUUGGCUGGCCUGGUGUUUGUGUGUGUGUAUGGGUGGGGGGUUGGGGGGUAGAUGGGGAUUUAAGUGGUUUGCAUAUUUAAAAGAAGGAGACUGAGAUUGCCAAGUUAGAUGGGUUUUUAGCUCAUUUGAAUAUGUACUGUGAAGGCUGUGGUUUCUUAGGGCAUUUUUCCCCUCUUGGGGCAGAGUCAGCCAGCCCUUCUCUGUUUCCAGAGCACUUUUCAUUUGCUCCCUCUGAUUAUACCAACCAUAGUAGAUAGAAUAAUGGCUCCCAAAGAUGAUCUCAUCCCAAUCCCCAUCAUGUAUGAAUAUGUUCCUUUACGUGGCAAAGGAGAUUUUGCAGAUGUGAUUGAGUUAAGGAUCCUGAGAUGGGAAGACUAUCCUUCUUUUCUGGGUGGGUCCAACAUCAUCACAAUGUUUCUUUUGAGAGGGACACCAAAGGAGUCAGAAGAGAAUGGAGUGAGCUGCUUUGAAGAGGGAGGAAGGGGCCAUAAGCCAAGGGAUACAGGUGGCCACUAGAAGCUGAAAAAAAGGCAAGGACAUGCAUUCUCCCCUCAGAGCCUCUCCUGGAGGGACCAGUCCUUUACAUCUUGACUUUCACUAGUGGAAAUGAUUUCAGGCUUUUGAACUACAAAACAAUAAGAAAAUAAAUUUGUGUUGUUUUAAACCA
Molecule: messenger RNA, 4319 nt
Organism: Canis lupus familiaris (dog)
Lineage: Eukaryota; Metazoa; Chordata; Mammalia; Carnivora; Canidae
Gene: CHEK2
Product: checkpoint kinase 2
Exons: 15
Coding region: 452-2086 (544 amino acids)
Biological process (GO): mitotic DNA damage checkpoint signaling; protein phosphorylation
Cellular component (GO): nucleus; cytoplasm
Molecular function (GO): protein binding; ATP binding; protein serine/threonine kinase activity
Source: RefSeq, a predicted model, not a curated record